CCGCACAUUUGUUUACAUUAUUUUAUGGCCGGUGCAUUGUGACGUGACUCGCUCUCUAAUUUAUGAAGAAUGUAUUAAUGAGUGACUGCAGGUGAGAUAUUAGAGUUGCCAUGAGUGGAUGAAAGCGAGGAGGUGAAGAAACGCCCUGAAAAUACCAUCACUUUUGAUAAACUCGCGAUAUUUUUACUUAUCAUCUGCUGCCGGUGGCGAUGUGGUGGGCCGUAUGGAGCUUGGAAAUAUAAAGUGAAGAGAUUGACGGACUUAUAUGACCUUGACAGCAACACCGGACACGUCAAGUGGGCCGAGCUACGCCGCAGGAAUAGUCAGACGUCUUUGGAACCAGAUAUAAGGACGCAGGAGGUGAUGCUGUCCUGGCCGCUGAAUUGAGGUGCAGCAGAGUUACCUACACCCAUCAGCCCACACCUGUCCACACACCUGUCCACACACCUGUCCACACACCUGAGCUGGCCUGUACCUCACCACCAGGGCUGUGAGGGAAUGUAGUCACCUCUUUCUAAAUAAUUAAAGACAGACGAAAGGAAGAGGCCCCAAAAUGACCUGGCACACACUAGCUCUCGUGGCCCUCAUGUGCAUGGGGGCAACAGGCGCAGGAGGAAAGGGAACCGCCAAGGACCCAGAGAAGGUGACCUGGGGCGGCCUCUACCCCAGGGAGUCAGCCAGCCGGGAGGUCAAGUCGCUGGAUGGCUUAUGGGACUUCCGACUUGUUCCGCUGCUCGACCAAGAGAAAGGGUUCCGAGAGCAGUGGUACAAGGAGCCGCUGAGGAAGAGUGGCCCGGUGAUCUCCAUGGCCGUCCCGAGUAGCUACAACGACAUUACGCAGGACAAGGCACUCCGGGACCACAUCGGCUGGGCAUGGUAUGACCGCACUUUCUAUGUUCCAUCGCGCUGGGAGGUGGACCAACAGAGGGUGGUCCUGAGACUGGGGUCGGCGCACUACAACUCCAUCAUUUACGUGAACGGCAUUGCGUUGGCCACCCAUGAGGGAGGCCACCUGCCCAUCAUGGUGGAGGUGACGACCCACUUGUCCUACAGCCAGGAGAACCUCAUCACUGUGGCCAUCAACAACACCCUCACGUCCUCCACCAUACCCCAGGGCACCAUCACCAAUUAUGACGACCCAACCAGGUACCCGCCCGGCUACUUCACACAGAGCUACAGCUUCGACUUCUUCAACUACGCUGGCAUUCACCGCCCCGUCUACCUGUACACCACGCCCCAGACCUACGUGGAAGACAUCCUCGUCGACACCAGCAUCAAUGGGACUGACGGCAUAAUCAAGUACACCAUCACACCCGCCACCACAAGCAUGGGGCCGCACCGCCUGGGGGAUAUCGGCUGCUCGCUGAAGGUGCUGGACCAGAAUCGGCUGUACGUCACCAGUGCCAUCGGCUGUGAGGGCACCAUCCUGCUCACCAAUGCUUCCCUCUGGUGGCCGUACCUCAUGGCGGACAACCCGGGAUACCAGUACACCCUCAUGGUGUCAGUUGCGGAUCCCAGGGGAAACAUGGAUGUGUACCCGCAGAAGGUCGGCAUUCGCUCCGUCGGCUGGAACUCCACGACCCUCACCAUCAACGGGGAGCCCAUGUACCUCAGGGGCUGCGGCAAACACGAGGAUGCGGAUAUCAGAGGCAAGGGUCUGGACUACGCUCUUGUGGUUAAGGACUUCAGCCUCCUCAAAUGGCUCGGGGCAAACAGCUUCCGCACUUCACACUACCCCUACGCCGAGGAGAUCAUGGAUAUGGCGGACCAGGAGGGCAUCAUGGUUAUCGACGAGUGCCCUGCCGUUGGCCUCAGUGGGUUCGGUGAUGAGCUGAUGGACAAGCACAUAGAGGUGAUGGAGGAGCUGGUGCGGCGCGACAAGAACAGGCCCGCGGUGAUCAUGUGGAGUGUGGGGAACGAACCAAAGUCCAACCAGGCUGCUGCUGCCGGGUACUUCAGCAAAGUUGUUUCGGCCACUCACGCUGCAGACCUCACCAAGCGUCCCGUAACGUGCGUCCUUAACCAGCGGAUGGAGAUUGACCUCGCUGCUGCCAGUCUCGACGUGAUCCUGGUCAACCGUUACUACUCCUGGUAUGGGGACACUGGCCACCUGGAGGUCAUCAAGCUACAGACGAUCACAGAGUUCACCGAGUGGCACAUGCUGCAUAAUAGGCCGGUCAUGAUCUCGGAGUAUGGGGCGGGAUCCAUCGCCGGCCUGCAUACGGACCCGGCCUUCACUUGGAGCGAGGAGUACCAGGCCGAGUUGAUGGUGCAGAACUUUGAGGCGUUCGAUGUCCUACGCGACAAAGGUUACUUCGUGGGCGAGAUGAUCUGGAACUUCGCCGACUUCGCCACGCCUCAGGCGAACCAACGGGUGGCGGGGAACAAGAAGGGAGUCUUUACCCGCAACCGGCAACCCAAAAUGUCUGCUCACGUCUUACGCUGGCGGUACCUCAACCUGGCCGGGAGAGGAGAGGCUGUGGGCAACAACACAGCUCAGUGGUACUCAGCCAUCACCGCGCCCUACUACUAGUGUGGGGUGGCAGACGUGUGAUUAGGGUGUUAUGCAUGGACAGCUAUUCCUAAAACUGCGAUAUUUUCUUUAUUUUUUAUUUUUUAUUUUUUUUUACAAGACAGCAACUCAAGGGCAACCAAAAAAAGAUGUAAAAAAAAAAAAAAAUAAAUAAAAAAGCCUGCUAACUGUUGCUCUCAUAUAGCGAUUAGUAUAGAGUGAUUAGUACAGAGAUUAUGUACACUCAUGAAACACAGGUUUGUUAUCAUUUCAAUCAGGUAAGUUCUGAUAUUAUGUGAUAAGAUACAAGACAUGAUUUUUUUUCCUGUUGAUAACUUUUAAUACAGAAAAAUCAUAGCAUUGCAUAAUCAUAAAAGGAAGAGUAGGAUGCGUUUUUGGUUUUGUUAAUCUUAAAUCUGAGAAACUGUGAUUUUACUAUGCCGCAAGUCUGUGUGUAAGAAUGCUGAUUUUUCUGUGUUUAUAACUUUUAACACAGAAAAAUCAUAGCCUUGCAUAAUCAUAAAAGGAAGAGUAGGAAUAUUUUUUUUUAGUUUUGUUAAUCUUAAAUCUGAGAAACUGUGACUGACUAUGCUGCAAGUCUGUGUGUGUGUGUGUGUUUUCUAUUUCUUAAACCCAGCAUAGUGAUAUUCUGGGAUUAGAGAGAAGGGAAUUAUUUUGCAGUGUGUGAUAAAUAACCAAGCAAACAGAAUCAUAGUGAUAUUCUGGGAUUAGAGAGAAGGGAUUUAUUUUACAGUGUGUGAUGAGUAACCAAGCAAACAGAAUCAUAGUGAUAUUCUGGGAUUAGAGAGAAGGGAUUUAUUUUGCAGUGUGUGAUAAAUAACCAAGCAAACAGAAUCAUAGUGAUAUUCUGGGAUUAGAGAGAAGGGAUUUAUUUUGCAGUGUGUGAUAAGUAACCAAGCAAACAGUACUGACAAAAGGGCAGGAUAUUUAACUGUGAAAUAUCUCCCAUGUUUACCGAGAUAUUUGUGACUAUACUCAUAUGUUUUGUGACUAUACUCAUGUGUUUUGUGACUAUACUCAUAUGUUCUUUGGACCUCAUUUGAUAGUAAGUAAUUUUUGCCGAGGCGUGAUUUUAUUUUCUGUCAUCUUGUUAAGCAGGAAUUUUUUACGUUGUUUUGCUGUGUUCUCUCCGUAUUAAACUUUCAUCUCCCA
This is a messenger RNA of Eriocheir sinensis (Chinese mitten crab), 3685 nucleotides long. Its product is annotated as beta-glucuronidase-like. The record is from RefSeq and is a predicted model, not a curated record. Gene Ontology annotation, biological process: carbohydrate metabolic process; glucuronoside catabolic process. The coding region runs from base 554 to 2533 and encodes 659 amino acids. The transcript is spliced from 15 exons. Gene Ontology annotation, molecular function: carbohydrate binding; beta-glucuronidase activity. NCBI's taxonomy places the organism in Eukaryota, Metazoa, Arthropoda, Malacostraca, Decapoda, Varunidae.